This is a messenger RNA of Cucumis melo (muskmelon), 2140 nucleotides long. RefSeq names its product very-long-chain aldehyde decarbonylase CER1-like. Gene Ontology annotation, molecular function: oxidoreductase activity; iron ion binding. NCBI's taxonomy places the organism in Eukaryota, Viridiplantae, Streptophyta, Magnoliopsida, Cucurbitales, Cucurbitaceae. The record is from RefSeq and is a predicted model, not a curated record. The coding region runs from base 84 to 1958 and encodes 624 amino acids. Gene Ontology annotation, biological process: lipid biosynthetic process. The transcript has 10 exons.
GUGAGGUACAAUGCAAGAGGCGGUUUCAGAAAUCUUCACUAAAACAGAACAGAAUCCGAAAGCAGUUGUGAGCUUCCGCAUUCAUGGCUUCCACUCCCGGAAUCCUCACUGAUUGGCCAUGGACACCUCUCGGAACCUUCAAGUAUGUGGUUUUGGCUCCAGGAUUUAUCUACAGCAUCUACCAGUACAUAGUAAGGGAUGAAGCGGAGAGAGAUACUUCCAGUCUUGUUGUUAUCCCGCUUCUUUUGUGGAGAAUGAUUCAUAACCAGAUAUGGAUUUCUAUUUCUCGUCAUCGAACUGCUAAAGGCAAUGCUCGGAUCGUAGACAAGGGCCUUGAAUUCGAUCAAGUUGAUAGAGAAAGAAAUUGGGACGACCAAAUUUUGUUGAAUGGAGUUCUGUUUUAUCUAGUAGCCAACUUAACGGCGAAAGGUCGGAAUCUACCUCUAUGGAGGACAGAUGGAGUGGUUAUUACAUUUCUACUACACGCAGGCCCAGUGGAGUUUCUUUAUUAUUGGCUUCACAGAGCUCUGCACCAUCAUUAUCUAUAUUCUCGCUACCAUUCUCAUCAUCAUUCCUCCAUUGUUACAGAGCCAAUCACUUCUGUGAUUCAUCCAUUUGCGGAGCACUUGACUUAUUUUCUGCUUUUCGCCAUUCCAAUGUUGACGGUACUGUUUACUGGAACUGCUUCUUUGUCGGUCUACAUCUUAUACCUUACAUACAUUGAUUUCAUGAACAACAUGGGGCACUGCAACUUUGAGAUCAUCCCCAAUCGUCUCUUCACCCUCUUUCCACCUCUCAAAUACUUUCUCUACACUCCUUCGUUUCAUUCACUGCAUCAUACGCAAUUCCGGACGAACUACUCCCUCUUUAUGCCUCUGUAUGAUUACAUUUACGGCACACUGGACAACUCUUCAGAUUCUUUGUACGAAAAAUCCCUGAAAAGAGAGGAAGAAGUUGCUGACGUGGUUUAUCUCACUCAUCUUACAACUCCUGAAUCCAUCUACCAUCUACGGUUAGGAUUUGCCGAUCUGGCCUCCAGGCCCCACACUUCCACUUGGUUUACGUGGUUCUUGUCUCCCAUUACCAUAGGGUCCAUGUUGUUGACUUGGAUUUAUGGCCGCACAUUUGUCGUUGAAAGGAACCAAUUUGAAAAGCUCAAGAUGCAAACAUGGGCCAUCCCCAAGUUCAAUGUUCAGUACUUCCUUCAAUGGCAAAAACAAGCAAUAAACAGCUUGAUUGAAGAUGCUAUAGUAGAGGCAGAUCAAAAGGGUUGCAAAGUCUUGAGUUUAGGUCUCUUGAAUCAGGGAGAGGAGCUGAACAUAUAUGGAGGGCUUUAUGUGCAAAGGAACCCUAAGCUAAGAGUUAGGGUGGUGGAUGGGAGUAGUCUGGCUGUGGCUGUUGUUCUCAAUAGUAUCCCCAAAUCUGCCACCCAAGUUCUCUUGAGAGGCAAACUUACAAAAGUGGCUUAUGCCCUUUCUUAUUCUCUCUGCCAAAGAGGCAUUCAGGUAGCUGUGUUACAUGAGGAAGAAUACAGGAAACUCAACAAAUCAUUCAACACUAAAUUUGAGAGCAGUCCAGUGCUUUCAAAAGGCUAUUCUCAAAACAUAUGGUUAGUAGGAGAUGGACUGACAAACGAAGAACAGAUGAAGGCACCAAAAGGAACGACUUUCAUUCCCUUCUCGCAGUUACCUCCAAGGAUUGUACGCAAAGAUUGCUUCUACCACUGCACCCCUGCUAUGAAGGCUCCUCGUUCUAUUGAAAAUGUGCAUUCUUGCGAGAACUGGUUGCCAAGAAGAGUGAUGAGUGCAUGGCGUAUUGCGGGCGUAGUGCACGCAAUGGAAGGGUGGACAGAGCACGAGUGUGGCUACACGAUGUCGAACAUCGAUCAAGUCUGGAAAGCAACUCUUCGACACGGUUUUCAGCCUGUUCCCACUCCCACUCCCUGUGGCUCUAUGUAAUGAUCAUCUAAUUAAAUCACCUUAAUGUUAUGCUUUUUACGUAUAAAUAUGUGUGUAUGCGUUUCUGUUUUGAAAAUAUUACUAGGGGAAAAUCAUAUCACUAUAUGAACCUAUGAAUAUUAUGUAUGAAUCUAAGAUAUAUAGAUAUAUAUAUAUAUAUAAAAGUCAGUUUUAUAAUUCAA